This is a messenger RNA of Wasmannia auropunctata (little fire ant), 2477 nucleotides long. It is a transcript of the gene Rpn3, whose product is annotated as probable 26S proteasome non-ATPase regulatory subunit 3. Gene Ontology annotation, cellular component: proteasome complex; proteasome regulatory particle, lid subcomplex. Gene Ontology annotation, molecular function: enzyme regulator activity. The transcript has a single exon. NCBI's taxonomy places the organism in Eukaryota, Metazoa, Arthropoda, Insecta, Hymenoptera, Formicidae. The coding region runs from base 149 to 1669 and encodes 506 amino acids. The record is from RefSeq and is a predicted model, not a curated record. Gene Ontology annotation, biological process: ubiquitin-dependent protein catabolic process; regulation of protein catabolic process.
CAGACGUGCAGCGAGCGAUACAACGCGAGGUGAGUGAUGAUGAGAAUCUGAGCGGCUGACCGGAGUAAGGACACACCGUGCACGAGAUCGGAUCGCGGAUCGAAGAGAGGAAUCGAGAUCGCCAGCGGCCAGAAGACAGACCAGGGCGAUGGGCGUACCGAGCGGCAGAAACGUCGAGGCGAUGGACGUGGACGUGAAUCCGGCGAGCGCGUCGGACGCGCAGAACAACGGCGACGGUGACGGCGCGCCGGGCGAGCGCCGGGACACCGAUAUGCAGACCCUGUGCGACAUCCGCGAGCACACGCGGCAGAUCGAGAAGGCGGUGCAGAACAAGGAGCCGCGCUUCGUGCUGCGCGCCCUACGCGCCCUGCCCAACACGCGCCGCCGCCUCAACCCGGUCGUGCUGCGCGGCCUCGUCACCGGCUUCUACACCAAGUCCGCCGCCGAGCGCGACGCCCUGCUCGCCUGGGUGGAGGAGCCGAUGGACGUGGACGACUGCCAGGCGGUCACGCAGAAGUUCCGCGCCCCCUCGUCGUCCCUGCUGCCCGAGAUCGACGGCUACGUUCAUCUGAUGGUGCUGAUCCGGCUGAUCGACACCGGCAAGUACAACGAGGCGGUGCAGUGCUCGGAGCAGCUGGUCCAGAAGAUCGGCGCGCAGAACCGCCGCACCAUCGAUCUGAUCGCCGCCAAGUGCUACUUCUACCACUCGCGCGCGUACGAGCUGACGGAUCAGCUGGACAAGAUCCGCGGCUUCCUGCACCUCCGCCUGCGCACCGCGACCCUGCGCAACGACUUCGAGGGCCAGGCGGUGCUGAUCAACUGCCUGCUGCGCAACUACCUGCACUACAACCUGUACGACCAGGCGGACAAGCUGGUGCUCAAGUCGACCUUCCCCGAGUCGGCCAGCAACAACGAGUGGGCGCGCUUCCUCUACUACCUCGGCAGGAUAAAGGCCGCCCGGCUGGAGUACUCGGCCGCGCACAAGUACCUCGUGCAGGCGAUGCGCAAGGCGCCGCAGACCACGGCGGUCGGCUUUCGGCAGACGGUGCAGAAGCUUGCGGUCGCCGUCGAGCUCCUCCUCGGCGACAUCCCGGAGCGGCAGAUAUUCCGGCAGGCCGCCCUGCGCCGCGCCCUCGCCCCGUACUUCCAGCUGACCCAGGCGGUGCGCCUGGGCAAUCUGCAGCGCUUCGGCGAGGUCCUGGAGAACUUCGGGCCGCAGUUCCGCGCUGAUCACACGUUCACGCUGAUCCUGCGGCUGCGGCACAACGUCAUCAAGACGGCGAUCCGCUCGAUCGGGCUGUCCUACUCGCGCAUCUCGCCGGCCGACAUCGCCCGCAAACUGGGGCUGGACUCGAGCGUCGACGCCGAGUUCAUCGUCGCCAAGGCGAUUCGCGACGGGGUGAUCGAGGCCACCCUCGAUCCGGAGAACGGCUACAUGCGCAGCAAGGAGACCACGGACAUCUACUGCACCAAGGAGCCGCUGCUGGCCUUCCAUCAGAGGAUCACCUUCUGCCUGGACCUGCACAAUCAGAGCGUCAAAGCGAUGCGUUACCCGCCCAAGUCCUACGGCAAGGACCUGGAGUCCGCGGAGGAGCGCAGAGAGAGGGAGCAGCAGGAUCUGGAGCUGGCGAAAGAAAUGGCCGAGGAAGACGACGAUGGUUUCCCUUGAAUUCCACAGACGUCCGCAGACAUCGAGAAUUCUUAGACGAAAUUGGAAGCGUGACGUGUUUCCGGUGCCGUUCGAGAAGAUAUUAAGUCGUGAUUUUCUAACGUUGGAUUUGUAGACACAUCUAUAGGCCCGAUAAAGACUAAUAAAAUGCAUUGCCCUGACAUUUACGGGAUGCAUCCUCGCAUUCGUGAACGUCAAUAAUGACCUAGUUUAUGCCGUACAUUUGUUACGCGUACCAAUUAGUGUCUGUCUAUUAUAUUGUCUUAAUUUCAGUAAUGCAUUCAAAGAAUCGAGUAAUCUGAUAUAGUGUGCAUCAGGAUAAUUAAUUCAAUAGACGUAUCAUGUAUACGUUUACACGCAUCGCCGAAAUUAAGCUAAUUUAAUAGAAAGUUACCCAUUAGUACGCGUAUCAAGUGCUCGAUGUAAAUUAAGUCAAUGACUUAAGAAAUAAAUAAUACAAUUCGAAUUAUAUGUAACAUGAAAUGAAAACAAUAUUGCAAUCGGUUUAAUGAAGUAACUUCUUGAUAUUGUUAUUUAUAUGUUAUUGUAUCAAAAGUCUUACUUCGACUAAUUGUAAUAAGUUUUUAAAAUUGCAUAAUUAAAAAUGUAAAAGCGAAAGUAAAAAUAUAAAAAAAAAGGAGAUUAGACACAUAUGUGCUACCUUGAUAUAUUUAUUAUUUUUAUAAUGUCAUGGUAUCAAUAGAUGAUAUGAUAACAAUAUAGGUAUCAUUUAUAUGAUUUUAUGUGCAUUAACAAAAUCAUCUAAUAUAGAUAUAUGUGAAUAAACGAAAAUCUUGUAAAAAAAAAA